UACAUAGCCAGAAGCGUGACGAAGGCUGGCUUAAAAAUACAACAAGGAAGUGGACGUUUACUGUCAAGGCUAAAAUAACAUUCAUAAAGGGGACAUUUAAUUUCCUAUCGGUGUCUUAUCACUGAAUAAGUACCGGGAGGGUAUAGUCAUCUCGGACUUACCCGCAAGCCCGUGAGUAUCUGUUAGAAUAGCCGUGGAGCUCGAGUCCAGCAAUGAACACGGACGUAGAAUUUCACAUCAGGCAGAAUUACCCGUGGAACAAACUGCCAGCUAAUGUCAAGCAGAGCCUGGGAAACUUGCAGCGUGAAUAUGACAAGCAGGUUCUUCUGUACAGUAUUCGAAACCAGCUUCGCUUCCGCAAUAACCUAGUCAGGCAUGUGAAGAAGGAUGAACGCAAGUAUUAUGAAGAGCUGUUGAAGUACAGCCGGGAGCAUCUGAUGCUCUACCCCUACCACCUGUCUGACAUCAUGGUCAAGGGUCUGCGGGUCACCCCCUUCUCCUACUACAUCAGCAUCAUGGAGGACAUCAUGAACUGUGAGAAGAGUUAUGAUUCCCUGCCCAACUUCACUGCUGCUGACUGUCUGAGACUGCUUGGGAUUGGCAGGAACCAGUACAUUGACCUAAUGAACCAGUGCAGAUCUUCCAAAAAAUUCUUCCGGAGGAAAUCGGCUCGGGAUCUCCUGCCAUCAAAACCUGUGGAUAUCACAGUAGAGCCCUGGUGGGUGGUACAGACCGGAUAUAUCACCGAGGAUGACAUCAGGAUCUGCUCUGUGGCGGAGAAGGCGGCCAUUGAUAAGAUGAUAGAUUCUGGACCCCAGCUGACUGGAUCAAUGGAGUACAACGUGGUUCUGAGUUUGUACAAUCGGGGCUAUAUAUAUCUUGAUGUGCCCAUAUCAGAUGACAGCUGUAUAUCAGUGCCGCCGCUUGAGGGAUUUGUCAUGAACAGAGUCCAGGGGGAUUAUUUUGAAACGCUACUCUACAAAAUCUUCGUUUCCAUCGAUGAGCAGACUAAUGUGUCGGAGCUGGCUAAUGUACUGGAGAUUGACUUGGGCCUGGUGAAGAAUGCAGUGUCCAUGUAUUGUCGCCUGGGGUUCGCUAUCAAAAAGGGUCAGGUGAUCAGCCCGGACCAGCUGCACCCCUCGUGGAAGAGUGCCCCUUCGGUCAAUAGACUCAAAGGCACUAUGGACCCUCAGAAGAUGCUUCUGUCAUGGGAGGGUGGCAGUCCAGUGAUGGAGGCAGGUUCCUCAGCCACUGAUACAGACACCACCAGCCUGGAGGACCAGGACACUGCAAGUGUGAGCAGUCUAAGUAUUCCAGUCGCCCCGACUAAGAGGAUCGCCUUCCUGUUUGAUUCCACGCUCACUGCCUUCCUCAUGAUGGGCAAUCUGUCCCCUGCCUAUGACCGACUGCUUAUUACAUCUUGGGGUCAUGACCCUGGGGUUGUCCCGUCAUCCAAUGUGCUAACAAUGCUGAAUGAUGCCCUCACCCACUCUGCUGUGCUCAUCCAGGGUCAUGGAAUGCACGGUCACGGUGAAACUGUCCAUGUCCCAUUCCCAUUUGACGACGAAGACCUUAAAGCAGAGUUCUCAUAUUCCAAUAUGUGUGCGCACAAAGCCCUUAAGAUCCUGCGGGACAAAGUGGAUCUGGAGCACCAGUGUGGCUACAUCACCAUGCUCAACCACAACAACAGACAUCGCAGACGACCCAGUGACGCCGACGGAGACCCUGAGCUUAGCGGUGUGCUUGAUGCCAGUGGAAGCAAUGAAUCUUUUGAGCUGGUUACGGAGGAGAAUAACGGAGACGGCAGCAAGAAACCGGGAACAGAAGUGUCGUCCAGUGAGGAUGAAUGGGUUCCUCUGGAGCUUUGCUUUGGGAUGCCUCUUUUUAGCUCGGAGUUAAACCGCAAAGUGUGUCAGAGGAUCGUCUCCCACAAACUCUGCAGCAAAGACAGUCUUCAAGAGUUACUACAUUCCAGUCGAAAACUGGCAUUAAAAGUUCUCAGUUUUGUUCAUUCAUUGCAGGAUGGAAAACAGCCCGCAGACCCUGACAGCGGGGUCUGGGGUCCCCUGAGUCAGCCCCCGGCAGAGUCUGGGGUCCCCCUCCCCGCAAUCAACCUGCUCUUCAAGGACGGCGAGCUGAAGGAAUGGAGCGGCCGAGCGCCGCCCUCCCUGCACUUCUCUGCCCCACAGAGAGAUCAGCCCACAUAAAACACUACCCUCAAAAUAACCCUGUUCAGAUCCACACCAUACACUGCUAAUGUCAUGAGUUACCAUGUUACCUGUGGCACUCAAUCACACACAGCCAUCAAGCGCUGCUGCCGCCAUCCGUCACGUCUGGAUGCGAGCGUCCAGAGUAAAGUCCCGACGGCUUCAAUCACACGUCCUAUUCACCCAAACAAAAACUAGAAAAUCUAUUUACAAAAAACCUUUUAAUGUGUAUAUAGACUUUGCUUGGAAAACAUAGGACCAAUCCUGAGGUUGGAUGAAGUCGCCCUACUCGUAUUACCAUGUUUUGUGACCUGAUGCAUGAUAUUACUGCACAAAAUCUCAAAAACUACUUGACUGAAUCAGCAGGGUUUGAAAACACAAAGUUGAGGUUUACGUUUUGCACAAAGCCUGUGGAUGACAUUCAGGUUUAUUCAAUUUUUUCUAUUGGAAAUCAAGACCUUUGUUGGGCCUUGAUUAAGGUUUUAGGUAGUAUUCCAGCUGGAAAUCUUGUCCGUCUCAAUUCUGCUUGGCAGAGGAGCGUUUCUGCUUCACUGAGACCAAAGACCAACUUGUUUUAUGUUGAGUUUUACUAUUAUUUUAAUUUGCGCUGCCUUAUUUGCUUUGUGCCCAUUAGACUACUGUAUCACCAAAUGCGUUUAUUCAACUAGGCCAGUUUGAACAUGUUCCCACUAUCUGCUUUUGUCUACAAACCUUCAAGUAGUGACAACAAGGUCAUCGAUUAUCCAUCAGUACCUAGAUGUGUUGAAUAUCAGUAUAAGUUUAGAGUUUAUUGUGCGAAUAUACAGUAAUACAGCAUUAAAUUCCCCUCAGUGGCCUGAUUUUUUUCCCCUCACGCCUUUACUGAGGGUGCUGCCAGUGUUUCCCCAAUCAAACCUUAUGGUAGUGGUGUAUGAAGACCGAUUAGAGAUCUUGGUGCUGCAUGAUGAGUGUGUAGAUUCAUUGUGUGUAUUGUGCACCAUCCUCUCCUCAUCUCUUUAUUUCCCCUUUCCAUUCCUUCCUGCAUCGAUACGACCCAAAACAACACCGGCUCCGUGCCUGACCCUGUCACAGUGUUAGGGAAAAAAUAACUGAUAGUUUUAUAAAGUCGCCCUGCAUUUUAGGAAUGCUCUGUUGUAGUGUGUUUGAUGGGACUGUGAACAUGCUCUUGUAAUUAAAUGGGUACAGAAGUUAAAUUUUCCCCUCACUCCAUCCCAUUCUCCAAAAUAUAUGUCAUAACAAAUGAGUAUGUAAAAAGUAUAUGAAAGUACUAAUAAAUAUGUUACAAAAG
This is a messenger RNA of Sinocyclocheilus grahami, 3495 nucleotides long. RefSeq names its product protein FAM91A1-like. NCBI's taxonomy places the organism in Eukaryota, Metazoa, Chordata, Actinopteri, Cypriniformes, Cyprinidae. Gene Ontology annotation, cellular component: cytoplasmic vesicle; trans-Golgi network. The transcript has 20 exons. Gene Ontology annotation, biological process: intracellular protein transport. The record is from RefSeq and is a predicted model, not a curated record. The coding region runs from base 213 to 2207 and encodes 664 amino acids.